UUUUUAUGAUAUUUUUGGUAAAUUUUGAUGAAAUUAUCAAUUUAUCGGUUGAUAAUUUAUCGUUAAAAGGGAGAAAAUCGAGCGAAAGACAGUUGAUAGAAAGACUCUUGAAGUCGUACGAAAAAUUUGGUCCUAAAUGCAGACCUAUUAGAAACAGCACAAAUAGUCUAAUAGUCUAUUUCUCCCUUAGCAUAGUAGCAGUUGAUUUAGACGAACGAGAUAAAGUUUUUACAGCUACAGCAAAUUAUCAAAUGAAAUGGAGGGAUGAAUAUAUGACAUGGAAUCCAAAAGAUUAUGAAAGUGUUAACAAUAUUCGACUGCCGAUGAAUAUGAUUUGGAGACCAGACAUAAUGUUAUAUAACACGGCAACGGCCGAAAAUGAAAUAUCAAAUGCACCAGUAAUAAUAAACUAUAACGGAGAUGUAACUUGGUUUGAAAAAAGUGUUUAUAAAUCAACUUGUAGCAUGACUGUUACGAAUUAUCCAUUUGAUGUUCAAACUUGCAAUCUGUGGUUUGGUUCUUGGACACACCCAAUUUAUGAAAUUGACUUUAGAAUUCUAGGAAAGCAGGGUUUAGAUGUCAGCCAGCUAGAGAAAUACUCCGUUUGGGAAGUGAGUUCUACAGAGGUUGACAGGAAAGAACAUGGUGGAGGAAAAAUUCCUACAUAUUCAAUUAUUACCUUUCGAUUUGAAUUAAAGAGACGAUUGACAUUCAUGAACGGUCUCUUAAUUGUUCCUUGCAUUAUAUUAUCAUCCUUAACUCUAACUGUGUUCUGCCUACCUCCUAGCAGACCUGAUAGAACCAUGUUAGCAAUGAGUCUUUUCGCUAGUUUUUUAUUUCUCCUACUGAUGUUGGUUGAAACGGCUCCACCUUCAGCUAGCUCCACUCCAAAAUUAGGAUUUUACUACAUCUUCAUUUUGAUUCUCAUAAUUUUGGCCAUCAUCCUGUCAACAGUGAUAAUCAACAUAUCAAAACUUGGAGAAACUGGUACUACUCCCCAUAAAAUUAUUUUUUUGUUGAUAAAAAUAGUAGCUAAAAUUUUCAAAACAGAGAAAAUGUACAAAUUGAAAAGAAAGCUUAAAGUGUUAAAGAAGAGAUUGGCAACCUCUGAGGGAAACUAUUAUAGCUACGGCGACAAAGAUUCUAUACUAUUAUUAAAAUUAAAAGAAAUAAAUUUCAUUUUGAAAAAAGUUGAACUACGUCAAUUGGAGAUUGAAGACAAGAAACAGUACAGAAAGUUUCUUAUCGAUAUUUGGAAGUAUUUUGCAAAAAUACUUGAUAGAUUCUUCUUUUGCGUCUAUUUGGUUAUUAUUAUCGUGUUUCUUAUAUGGUUUUUUCCAAGACCACUUUAAUAUCUAUAUUGUCAUUUUGUUACUCUUUUUUAAAAUUUUGACUUUAUAUACAUAAAAAGAAGAUAUAUAAAAAUAUAUAUAUAUUGUAUAUACACGGCAUAUUGGCGCCUUGUUUUGUAUUAUUCUUGAAUUGAUAUAAAUUUUAAAUUCAAUUGAAUAGAUAAAUUAUCAUCAAUCGAUAAAUAAGAAUACUAUUUUGCAUACCCAAACCGCAUAAAUGUGUACAAUAAACGUUUAUAGUAUAGUAUUUUUUCAAUUAUAAUUCGUGAUUGUUACUUUGUUUCUACUUUGUGUGCGUUUUUUGUCAAUAUUU
Dimorphilus gyrociliatus is the source of this 1665-nucleotide messenger RNA. Lineage: Eukaryota; Metazoa; Annelida; Polychaeta; Dinophilidae. The record is from the annotation of a GenBank genome assembly.